Molecule: messenger RNA, 2082 nt
Organism: Fusarium proliferatum ET1
Lineage: Eukaryota; Fungi; Ascomycota; Sordariomycetes; Hypocreales; Nectriaceae
Exons: 1
Coding region: 1-2082 (693 amino acids)
Source: RefSeq, a predicted model, not a curated record
AUGGCGGGCAACGCACCAGGGGCGCCAGUCCUAGAUGAAGCAAGCCCUACCGUGAGACUCAAAGGCAAAAAAGGUUAUUAUGGUGAGGCUAUGGAGUUUCACACCUUCCAGUCUCGAGGUGGGAAUCUGAAAGACCUUAUAGACGAAGAGCGGUGGCUGGACUUUCCCACCACUGUUUGUUGCCCCUUCAGAAAGAUCGACAUGAACCAAUCCGACAGAGAUACUUCUCUACCACCUACUGGAAGAUCUGGGAUGAGAACCAUAUGGAAUCUAGAGCUAGUUUCUGGUCUUGAAGAUAACAACUUUCCGAAAGUAGGCCGUGGUCGAAAGGCGACAGAGAGACAUCUGGCAGCUAAUUUAGCUGUCAGAGCUUGCCAUAAUACCAGUAUCCGCAGUCACGAGACAAAAGAAUGGUUGGGCAUCGCCAGUGGUACGCAGCUCUCAAAGGACAAAGAGGUCGGCGGCGUGUUUGUGGGGAUAUCAGCACUUAACUAUCGCGCUAUCUUCAUGGUGAAGUCGGGUACUCAACAUUUACCUGAUAGCUUUCAUGGCGUCACAAGGCAGCAACUUAUUAAAGACUCGUUGAAUUUGGACAACACAGAACUUGUCGAACUGGUAUCUAGGCCAGGGUGUCACAUACAAGGCCACGAGAUCAUCUGGACCGAGAACAUGCUGAUCCCAGGCAACAUCUCAUAUAUCAAACGCGCACUCCAUGGCCACCUAGAUGAUGAUGAUAAAGCUCAGUUCCUGCAGCUAUUGAGGCGAGAACAUCGUCUCCUUUUAAAUGAGAAUGGCCCAGCUGGUGUUGCCAAGACCCUACCAUCCAAUGAAGAACCAGCUCGAAAACCGUUGAUUUGUCGCGCUAUUCAAGGCGGAAAAGAGUACAGCGACCUACAUUUCACCCUGAAUUGGCCUCCAAUGGCAUUACUGGAGUUUCCCAAGGCCAUGAUCGUCGCAAUGCAACGCUUUCUCGACGGAUAUCCUUCCGACAAUGUACCCCUGAACAUUGCACUGGCCGCAACAAUUAUCUAUUUCGAUAUUGAGGAAACAAACGAUCACGAAAUGGAGGGCUUUGUGGAUUCCUUUCAUAGCAGGAAGCCAUGUCUUGUGCAAAAGGCUCCCCUAGCAACUUUCAUUUUAUACUUUCCUCACAUGCUGAGGUUCGUUGAUACAAACCAUUUGACGUCGUUCCUUCACCCGUUCCGGUUCGCCAACUACCAUAAACCUCUUUGCGGACCUCUAGAAAUCAAACACAGUCGCCAUGAACUCUGCCCAGCCUCAAUGCGCUCCUGGUAUCACCAGAUGCGUUCUCGUCAUCCGCAAGUUCUCGCGGACUCAAGGUUCACUCUGAUUCCUGCAUCUAUGCCAGGGUCGACUAUGGUAUUUCCUGAAGACUGCAAUCAUGCUCAGAGACCAUCACUCGAUCUAUUCACUUUAUGUUGUUUGAAUGACGUGCGAACUUUGGGGAUUCCAAGUUACUCACGUAUCCCGAACUCCUCUUUUAUGUGUGUAGGAGCACCCAAAUGGCUCUUCACAAAAGCGGUUCGGCAAACUGAUAAAAACUGCUUUCGACUCUUUGGCCAUCCCACAGUUGACUAUUGGAAGACUACCGCUUCUGACACAACCAAAGCUCUUACUGGUCCGGCAAGGACAGUUGGCCCUGUCUUCCCAGACAUCGGGUCUGAAUACUACAACACAGAGGCCAUAGCUUCUUGCGCGAAGCGGUGGUUUGGCGAUGAGACUUAUUACACUCAGAACCUACAAUUUUGCCUCGAUACUUCAGAGCUCGAACGAAAGAACAUGGCAGCCCGGGCGGACGAGCUCACCAGGAUUGCGGAUCGGUUAGGUAUUCCACCCACUGAACGAAGGACGAGCCACAAGACCAUGUUGCUUGAAUGGGAUGGUAUGGAAGAUCAUUUAAAGUUACUUUGCAAAGCGGGAAAGCUAAAGCGACUCGCUGCGGCAGAAUAUUCUACGCCUCCAGCCAAGCGAGCACAACCUGUCGAGCCAACCUUGAGCUCGGACAUCAAAGCGGAGAUUCUUCAAACUAUCAAAGGCCUUGCGGCUGCAUCUUGCGAUUAG